Molecule: messenger RNA, 1092 nt
Organism: Rhizopus microsporus ATCC 52813
Lineage: Eukaryota; Fungi; Mucoromycota; Mucoromycetes; Mucorales; Rhizopodaceae
Exons: 5
Coding region: 50-940 (296 amino acids)
Source: RefSeq, a predicted model, not a curated record
CUCUUUGUUUCACAUAUUUUUACUUGUACCCGACCACUAUAGCAAAACAAUGACUAAGAUUAUUGACAUACAGAUUAUUGAAGAGUUAUACAGGACCUUGAAAGAAAAGUACGUGGAUGCAGAUAUUUGUAUUUCUGAUGAACUGCAACUUGGCGUUACCAAAGUAUUGAGGAAACUGGUAGUGGAGGAUAGAAAGGCAAGUCGCCGAGAUUUUGAGCUUGAGCUCUUGGUCCUUUCACAAGCUUUUGAAGAAGACGAACGCGUCUUGGUUGAUGUUAUAAGAAGUUGCAUCCAAAAGCUCCCGUCUACUGACUCGACGCAUGAAAUUCGGGAAAUGGAGUUAAUCACCACUUUUAUUGAUCCCGUGCUUGCUACAAUGUUAAAUAGACCUGAAACAAAAAAGUGUUUCCGCUGGUUGAACCAGCAAGUCAUUGAAUAUGGCACGGAGCCAACAAACUUACGUCCUGACGCUAUCAUGGCACUUGAUCCCACUUGGCAUGAGACAUAUGCUAUUGGGUAUUGUGAGGUGAAGACAAGUGCAGCAGAAAAACACCACCAAGACACACAUCUAGACACAUUAAGAACGGCUUUAUUUUGUAAAGACGCAUUGGAUAGAGGUGAAAUCAAGUGUACUUUGGGUGUUCAGGUUGUUGGUUUUUGCGUGCAAGUUUAUCUCUGCUCAUUAGAAUCAGAAGCGUUGUACCCUUUCUUCCUUCUUGAGAAAUUUGAAGUGCCUAGCUCUUUGCUGAAGUUACCAAAGUUCAUCAGUGAACUCGACAAGUUGAAAAGAAUACUAAAAGCAUACAACAAUCAUUGUGUGAAAAAGUCUCGGAUCGAUAUUGACAAACUGAAGCGACCUUCAAUGCCAACUGAACAUCUGUUUAAGAUUCUGAAUGUUGUUGUUCCGACAAACUUUAAACCUACGCUUGUCUUCAAAUGAUUGACCAUACGUCCAUACCCACACUCACAUAUUGAUAUCCUUGACGUUAGUUUCUGUUAUCAUUUCAUGCCCAAUCCAACUCCUUCCCUAACAGCAUGUGAAUAAAAUGCCAGCAUUUGCUCAUUCUCAUUAUCAUCCUCUAUUAUUUACAG